GCGGAGGCAGUGGGCGGGCCGAAGCGUGAGGUCUCUGCGUUGCCUGAUGAGGUUUCUCGGCGGCUCGUAGCCUUUGGCGCCGGGGAGCGACUUGUUUCUGCUGCGCGGUCCCUGCCGCCUCAUGGCGGCCAUCGGCGUCCACCUGGGCUGCACAUCAGCCUGUGUGGCCGUCUAUAAGGAUGGCCGGGCUGGUGUUGUUGCAAAUGAUGCAGGUGAUAGAGUUACUCCAGCUGUUGUUGCCUACUCAGAAAAUGAAGAGGUGGUUGGACUGGCAGCAAAGCAAAGUAGAAUAAGAAAUAUUUCAAAUACUGUAAUGAAAGUCAAGCAGAUCCUUGGCAGAAGCUCUGAUGACCCACAAGUUCAGAAAUACAUCAUGGAAAGUAAAUGUUUAGUCGUUGAAAAAAAUGGGAAAUUACGAUAUGAAAUAGAUACUGGAGAAGAAACAAAAUUUGUUAAUCCAGAAGAUGUUGCCAGACUGAUAUUUAGUAAAAUGAAAGAAACUGCACAUUCUGUCUUGGGCUCAGAUGCAAAUGAUGUGGUUAUUACUGUUCCAUUUGAUUUUGGAGAAAAGCAGAAAAAGGCUCUUGGAGAAGCAGCUGGAGCAGCUGGAUUUACUGUUUUACGAUUAAUACAUGAGCCAUCUGCAGCUCUUCUGGCUUAUGGAAUUGGACAAGACUCCCCUACUGGAAAAAGCAAUAUUCUGGUGUUCAAGCUUGGAGGGACAUCCUUAUCUCUCAGUGUCAUGGAGGUUAACAGUGGGAUGUAUCGGGUUCUCUCAACAAACACUGACGAUAACAUUGGAGGUGCACAUUUCACAGCAGCUUUAGCACAGUACCUGGCUUCAGAGUUCCAGAGAUCCUUCAAACAUGAUGUCAGGGGAAAUGCCCGAGCCAUGAUGAAAUUGAUGAACAGUGCUGAAGUUGCAAAACAUUCUUUGUCAACCUUGGGAAGUGCCAACUGUUUCCUUGAUUCAUUAUAUGAAGGUCAAGAUUUUGAUUGCAAUGUAUCCAGAGCAAGAUUUGAACUUCUCUGUUCUUCACUUUUUAACAAAUGUGUAGACGCAAUCCGAGGUCUCUUAGAUCAAAGUGGAUUUACAUCAGAUGAUAUUAACAAGGUUGUCCUUUGUGGAGGGUCUUCAAGAAUCCCAAAGCUACAGCAGCUGAUUAAAGAUUUGUUCCCAGCUGUUGAGCUUCUCAACUCUAUCCCUCCUGAUGAGGUUAUCCCAAUUGGUGCAGCCAUUGAAGCAGGAAUUCUUAUUGGAAAAGAAAAUGAAUUAGUGGAGGAUUCUCUUAUGGUAGAGUGUUCAGCUAGAGAUAUUUUAGUUAAGGGAGUGGACGAAUCAGGAGCCAGCAUGUUCACAGUACUAUUUCCAUCAGGGACUCCUUUGCCAGCGCGAAGACAACACACUUUACAAGCCCCUGGCAGUAUAUCUUCCGUGUGUCUUGAGCUUUACGAAUCUGAGGGGGAAAACUCUGCAAAAGAAGAAACCAAGUUUGCACAGGUUGUACUCCAGGAUUUAGAUAAAAAAGAAAAUGGAUUACGUGAUAUAUUAGCUGUUCUCACUAUGAAAAGGGAUGGAUCUUUACAUGUGACGUGCACAGAUCAAGAGACUGGAAAAUGUGAAGUAAUUACUAUUGAGGUUGCAUCUUAGUGUUUUAGAUAAACCAAGAAUUUUAGAACUUGACUAUCAACAUAUUUGGUUUUAUGUAUAAAUGAUGUUUAUACUAAGAUACUUUUUCAGUGAACUAUGUUGU
Molecule: messenger RNA, 1754 nt
Organism: Fukomys damarensis (Damara mole-rat)
Lineage: Eukaryota; Metazoa; Chordata; Mammalia; Rodentia; Bathyergidae
Gene: Hspa14
Product: heat shock protein family A (Hsp70) member 14
Exons: 14
Coding region: 122-1651 (509 amino acids)
Biological process (GO): cellular response to unfolded protein; protein refolding
Cellular component (GO): ribosome; cytoplasm
Molecular function (GO): misfolded protein binding; ATP binding; ATP-dependent protein folding chaperone
Source: RefSeq, a predicted model, not a curated record